Molecule: messenger RNA, 468 nt
Organism: Stegodyphus dumicola
Lineage: Eukaryota; Metazoa; Arthropoda; Arachnida; Araneae; Eresidae
Source: RefSeq, a predicted model, not a curated record
AUGCCUAAUACACAUAUUAACAGCAGUGGUGUGCAGCUGGAAGCAAGCAUAGUGAGUGUAAAAAUUCCCCCAUUCUGGAUUGAUAGACCAGAGAUAUGGUUCUAUACUGUUGAAGCCAAAUUUAAAAUUGCAGGAAUUACAUCACAAGAAACUAAAUUUAACUACUUAGUAGCUCAGCUGGAUCCUAAGUUUGUAAAAAAUAUAUGGGACAUUAUCAAAGAUGAAACUGCAACGAAAUAUUCAGCAGCAAAAGAAAGGCUAACAAACUUAUUUAAAGAGAGUGAAAAUAAGCGCAUUAAAAGAUUAUUGGCUGGUUUAGAACUUGGCGAUAUGAAGCCAAGUCAAAUGCUGCGAAAGAUGAGAACACUUGGCGAUAAUAACGAUGUAUCUGAGAAAGUGUUACGCACUCUAUGGAUGGAAAAGUUGUCUGACACAGUCAAAAAUAUCCUGAAAGUCUGGAAAAAUUAG